Coffea eugenioides is the source of this 2461-nucleotide messenger RNA. RefSeq names its product la-related protein 1B-like. The transcript has 6 exons. Gene Ontology annotation, cellular component: nucleus; ribonucleoprotein complex. Gene Ontology annotation, molecular function: RNA binding. Gene Ontology annotation, biological process: RNA processing. NCBI's taxonomy places the organism in Eukaryota, Viridiplantae, Streptophyta, Magnoliopsida, Gentianales, Rubiaceae. Bases 142 to 1725 code for a protein of 527 amino acids. The record is from RefSeq and is a predicted model, not a curated record.
AGGAAAAGAAACUGGGAAGACAUACCACAUUGUGAUCACGCUUCCCACGGAAAACCCUAAAUAUUUUCUCUCUCAUAUCCUUUCUUCGUACUCUUCCUUCCUAUAUUUUGCAUUUUUUUCUAAACUUCUUCUAAUCAGUUGAUGGCCGUGGAUUCUGAUGAGUCUUCCUCUACCCCGCGUAAUCUAUCUGGUCCUCCAUGGGCACUAGUUGUUCGCCGGAGCGAGGUAGAAUCAAACUCCUCUGCCGCUACCAAUGCUUCUUGUCCGUCGUCAUCGCCGCUGCCAAUUGCACCGGAGCAAACACCUUUUUCUGAUUGCUCCGGUCAGAAGCUCCCGCCUGAAAGUUCCGCUACUGAGACUCAGCCUGAGAGCUCCUCCGAUAGUAGUAAUGGCAAUGCGGCUCGGUCAAAGAAGCCUGCUUGGAACAGACCCGUGAACGGUGUCGUUGAGGGUAGUUCUGUUAUGGGCGGUUCUGUCUCUUGGCCUGCUCUUUCUGAGUCGACUCGGUCCACGAUCAAAUCACCCUUGGAUUCCCCUAAACCUUUAUCUGAUGGAUCAGCCUCGAGUUCUCAGGGACCUAUAAUUUCACAAACGCCUCAGAAACAAGCUAAUACUAAUGCAAACGCUAAUUCUGUUGCAAACCAUGGAAUGACUCGCCAAAAAUCAAUGAAGCACCGUGGUGGUGGAUCAACACACGGGGGCUUUAGGCCACCACCACCUCCUCCUCCUUCGAUGCCGCCGCCGUUUCCUGCUGUAAUUGAGAUGCCUGCGUAUGGAAAUUAUGGAAAUUUUGUGCCUCCUGUUCUGGACUCUUCAAUAAGAGGUACAAGACCGAUGAGUGGAGUUGCGCCUCAGUCUGGGAACGAUCACUCUCCACACUCACAGAGAAAUUCUUCCAGGAGGAAUAACUUUGGGGGUCGUCCCCGUGGAGAUGGGCAAUAUCAUCAUGGAGGCAGGCGUGAUCAUGAUCGAAGAGAUGUUCACCUACCUAAUCAAUUUGCUCCUCCUCCAGGAGGUUAUAUGCCACCACCGCCUCCGCCGCCGCCUCCUGGUUCUGCCUCCUUUAUUGCACCUCCACCUAUGAGACCAUAUGUUGGUCCUAUGGGUUUUGAUAUGGCACCUCCAUUUAUGUAUGUUCCAGCACUUCCCCCUGAGUCCUUUAGGGGUAUGCCAUUCAUUGCUCAAGCACCUCCAGCACCAAUGUUUUUCCCUGUUAUGGAUCCUCCUUUGCCUGCUUUGAUAGUUAAACAAAUAGAUUACUACUUCAGUGAUGCUAAUUUGGUACAAGACGACUACUUGAGAUCAAACAUGGAUGAUGAGGGCUGGGUUCCUAUCAAGUUGAUUGCUAGCUUUCCCCGAGUGCAGCACUUGACAACUGAUAUUUCAUUGAUAUUGGAUUCCUUGAGAGCAUCGGUGGUGGUUGAAGUAAAGGAACAGGGUGACAAGAUAAGGAGGCGUAACGAGUGGAAGAAGUGGACACAGAGCAGUAGUCAUGUUUCACUUGAUUCAACGUCACAGACUCCUGGCAUAUCAUCUGAUGAUACUUUGACAACAUCCAUUGAGAAGGUAUCAUUAAAUGAAGUCAGUAGCAGUAAAAGAGGUGGUUCGGACUUGACAGAUUCAGAAAAGGGGAUGACUCCAGAUGCAUCUUUACCUGAUGAAUCAACUGGCUCAUUGAAAAUGGCUAAUGGAGAGGUUACUGCUGAGGAGUUGCAUUCAUGCUGAACAUGACCUAAUAUGCCAUGAAGGAAGUUUUUUUGGUCUUCAGUCAAGGUUGUUGCACUAUGUGCAUAUGGUUCUCAAAUUGUUCGGAAUUAUGUCUACUGAAAUCUGGGAAGUAUAUUUAGUCUGUCCUUGAUUGAACCCCAAUUUUGCAGUUUUGGCUUCUUCUACAGAACAAGUAGCAUAUGUAGCUGAUUUGGAAAUGAAGUAAAAGGAAGUGGAGAGAGGAUAGUCGCCUGGGGAUGGAAUUAUUGGAUUAUCAGGUUUGGAUGCUUUGUCAAUAUGGAUGCGGGCGGUUUUCUGCUGCUGAUGAUGCCGUGACUUGCGUUUGGUUUGCAUUCUGAGAGAAUUUUAGAGGUGAACUAUUGUUGGUUACUUUUGGUUUCAUGAUCAGAGUGGAGAUUGUGAAGUGUAAGAUAGUCAGCAAUUGCUGGCGCAGGAAAAAGUCAGGCUGCUUGAGAUUUCUCUGCCCGAGAAUUGGAGGUCUCUUAGAGAAUUUUACCUUGAGUUUUUUCUCCUCUUGGGUUUUAUUUUAUUUUAUUUUAUUUUAUUUUUGGUAGUCUUUAGAUUUUAUUUUUUUCCAUUCAUUUUGCAUGUUUUUAUAAGUAUGUAAUAGAUACUUGAGGCAUCCAUCUAUAUUUAUAGUUUUUGGGGACCCCUCUUUUACUAUUUCUGGACUUGUCGUCAAGUGUCAGUGAGUUGGGUGUUGUUCCUGCUGCAUGUGUUGCGAGCGAAAUUA